Spinacia oleracea (spinach) is the source of this 1567-nucleotide messenger RNA. RefSeq lists its product as uncharacterized. The transcript has a single exon. The coding region runs from base 222 to 1445 and encodes 407 amino acids. NCBI's taxonomy places the organism in Eukaryota, Viridiplantae, Streptophyta, Magnoliopsida, Caryophyllales, Amaranthaceae. The record is from RefSeq and is a predicted model, not a curated record.
UUUAAGAUUAGACUGCACUAACCAUAAAACCGCGUAUCUUUGCAGCUCCUGUGAUUCACUACCAUGUGUGAGUGUGUGUCCCCAUCUCACCUCCUUUGUGCAUUUAAAUCAUUGCCCUUCUUUCUCUCUCCUCUUUCCCUACUUGCUUAAAUCCACCCUAUUUCCGAUCAUUCACUCCUUCUUCCCCACACCCUUCUUUCUCUCUCCCUCCAUUUUUAAUUAUGGCUCCACUUCCUCUGUUUUUCAGGUUCACCUUUUACUUCCUACUAUUUGCUUCUUCUCUUUUUGCCUCUUCUUACUCUCAUCGAAUCUUCCUGUCUAGACGAAACUUACUUGAUACUAAUAGUAAAAAAAACCAAACUAAACUUAUCAAACCUUCUUCUUCUUCUUCCUCCUCUAAAAACCAGACCAUUUCUUCGAGUAAUAGUAAUUCUUCCAAGAAAAACCAAACCAAAUUAGCUAAACCCAUUUCAAAAACGUCCUCCAAAAAUGUCGGUGCUCCUCCUAAUACCGUCGGUAAACCCAAGGUUAAUUCAACCAAGUCGUCAGAUCCACUCAAAUCCAAAUCAAUUACGAAGAACAAAACUAAAUCUUCUCCAUCGUCUACCCCGACUACCAAAUUACCCUCGUCUGAUACUAAAAGUGAUCAGAAUCAGAAACAGAAACAGAAACAGAAACUGAAAUCUCCUUCGCCACCGACAUGGAUGCAAAGCCAAGACGAUGACAACGACACAGACUACGAUUUCAUGGCGGAAUUCAGAGAUCUUUCAAACAAAUUCCACCAAACAUUCAUCCCAGAUAUGCACAGAUUCUCAACGACCUCCAAAAUGUACAUAACAAAAGCCAAUAAAGAAAUCACCCAAAGCUUCAUCAAGCCUUAUGUGAGUAAACAAUACCAUUCCUCAGCAUCAACAGCUAUCUCCUUCGCAUUCAUCAUUGUCCCAUUUUUACUAGUCUCUCUCCUUUUUAACCGCAUCACCGCGUAUUUCUCUCUCCAAAAACUCCUCAUUUUUAUCCAGAUUUACCUCUCCAUUUACUUCUCAAUCCUGUGUUUCUCCAGUUUAAUUACUGGGUUGGAGCCACUGCGGUUUUUUUACGCUACUUCGCAGUCCACCUAUGUUUGGUUGCAAGUGUUGCAGACCCUUGGAUACGUCAUGUAUUUGUUGAUGUUGUUGAUGUAUCUUAUACUUGUGUUCUCUACUGAGUCUGGGUUGGGCCAGAAGUUUUUGGGCUUGGCCCAAACUUUUGUGGGCUUUGCGGUUGGGUUUCAUUAUUACAUGACGGUGUUUCAUCGUGUGGUGUUGCAUCUGCCGCCUAAAACCAAUUGGAAAGUUCAUGGGAUCUAUGCCACGUGUUUUCUUGUUAUUUGUCUGCUCGCUCGUGCUGAUAGAACAAAGAAGGCUUAUCAUGACGAAGAGGGUGUCGAAGAAGGCAAAAUUAACUAGAAACUAGAAAGUUACAAUUACACCCUUUUGUUAUUUCCUAAUUUUUUUUUCAUACUCAUAUAGUCAUAUAGUAAUUGAAAAGCGAGGGAAAGAAAGAAAAUAAAAUUCGCUUUUUUCUCGCU